AUGGAAAUCUCUGGAGCCCACUUUCCAGCUCCUGGAAACUAUGGCAUGAUCCAAAACCACAAUAUCAAUGGAUUGUCGUCUUAUAUUUCUGUUAGUUCAACUUCCAUUUCUGAUGAUGGUGAUGAUCAGAACCAGAUACCUGGGUUCGUCAUCGAUGAGAGGAAGCAAAGGAGAAUGAUAUCGAACAGGGAGUCAGCGCGAAGGUCGCGGAUGAGGAAACAGAAGCAUCUUGAUGAACUUUGGUCCCUGGUGGUUCGUCUUCGUACAGAGAAUCAUAGUCUUAUGAAGAAGUUGAAUCAGUUGACAGAAUUCCAACAGCAGCUUCUUCAAGAGAAUGUCAAGCUCAAAGAAGAAGCCUCGGAUUUUCGUCGGAUGAUCGCUGACAUUCAAAUGUGCAGUCCUUACACAACUCCCUUGAGAGAUCUGGAGGAAGCCCCAUGAAAUACCUUUGAUUUCAUAGCUGAAUUCUCAAGCCAAUCUAACGAGUAGAGAAGUUCCCUUCCCCUGUUUCACUAAGAUCAUAGCUAUUUCCUCUCACAGUCCUUCCAGUUUAUGUCUGUCUUAGCAUGCUUGUAAUAAGCCUCUACCCAGUACUCAGCGUUAUAAAUUGAAGAAAUAACAAAAUUUAGCCAACAGACUUCCAAAAUCAGAUCAACAAACACCU
Cucurbita maxima (winter squash) is the source of this 664-nucleotide messenger RNA. RefSeq names its product basic leucine zipper 43-like. Gene Ontology annotation, biological process: regulation of DNA-templated transcription. The coding region runs from base 1 to 441 and encodes 146 amino acids. The record is from RefSeq and is a predicted model, not a curated record. NCBI's taxonomy places the organism in Eukaryota, Viridiplantae, Streptophyta, Magnoliopsida, Cucurbitales, Cucurbitaceae. The transcript has a single exon. Gene Ontology annotation, molecular function: DNA-binding transcription factor activity.